AGGCGCCAUGUUCCACUGAGGCAGCCGCCAGCCGGCGGGAGUCACAGUUCGCCGUGAGGCUUCGAUCGUUUCGCGCGUGUCGUUAACACGAGCUUUUCCGCUUACUUAAAACUUUCGAAACUUUUUCACGUCGUCAUCAAAGCCAGUGUUCUUGUUGGUGAAUCGUUAAUGAGAAAACUUAAUGGAUUUUAAACUGUGCUUGUGGAAUGUUAACAUUGUUUGAGCGAUGCGGUGGUGGCGGUGAGCAGUGAGCGGGCAUGCAGGAUGAGCACGGGCGGGAGACGCGCGCCCGGCCGGACUGUUUUCAUCGCACUCAUACAGAUCAUCACUAUUAUAUGCCAAGUUCUGACGGAGGAGCCUCGUUUCUCGGAGCCCAUCCCGAAUGUGACUGUUGCGCUCGGUCGUGAUGCGAACUUACCCUGCGUAGUAGAACAUCUUGGCAAUUAUAAGGUAGCAUGGAUUCAUAUAGAUCGUCAAAUGAUUCUAACCAUACAUCGCCAUGUGAUUACUCGUUUAGCGCGCUUCAGUGUGUCGCACGACAACGCCAUGACGUGGCUGCUGCACGUCACACAGGUGCAGCAAGAGGACCGCGGCUACUAUAUGUGUCAAGUUAAUACCAAUCCGAUGAUCAGUCAAGUGGGCUACCUACAAGUUGUCGUUCCUCCCAACAUCCUAGAUGAGGAAAGCACCCAAUCAGCUGUAGCUGUGCGUGAAAACCAAAAUAUAAGCCUGGUAUGCAAGGCUGAUGGUUUCCCCACACCGAAGAUAAUGUGGAGACGGGAGGAUGGCCAGCCUAUCUCCGUGGAAAGGAGAAAGAAGGUAACCGUGUACGAAGGAGACACUCUUUCCCUGCAACGCAUCAGUCGCACGGAGAUGGGCGCCUACCUUUGUAUAGCCACCAACGCCGUUCCGCCUUCCGUCUCCAAGAGGAUUAUUGUAGACGUUGAAUUCUCGCCUAUGAUUUGGGUGCCUAACCAGCUGGUAGGGGCACCGGCUGGCACUGACGUCACGGUUGACUGCCACACCGAGGCUCAUCCCAGAGCAAUCUCUUACUGGGUCUAUGAUAACGUAAUGGUUCUUCCUACGAAGAAGUACGCCAUCAACACAGAGGAAAACUCAUAUCGGGCCCACAUGAAGCUCACGGUGCGCAACCUUCAGGGAGGUGAUUUCGGAAACUACCGCUGCAUCUCUAAGAACUCCCUCGGGGAGACCGAAGGCUCUAUCAGGCUCUACGAAAUUCCUAUGCCGUCAACGUCACCAAAGGCUACCGAGAUGAAAAGUACAGCGAACAAAGAAAGCGUACGUCGCACGAACGUAACGCGAUCUUCGGUUCGUGAGCGUGAGCGUGAGCGUGAGCGUGAGACGGCGAGCGCGACGGAGCGGCCGAGCGUUGUGCGCGCACAACUCGACCGCGCGCCUGCGCCCGGCACCGCUCACGUCUACCGCGCUCAUCCGCACCACGACUCAGGUUCGAACAAGGUGCAGUGUUGGCGACAAUCUUUCCUGGCUCUCAUUGUUCUUGUCCAGAUAGAUUUCUUUGCCGAUAUCUUAAUUUGCACUUAAAACAUUUUCAACAUGUUGAUAUUCCGUAUAAUUUUUAUUUUUUUGUUAAUUUAGGUUGUAUGCCAUUUAAAUCUGAUUAACAGUAAAUAUGGGGUAUUCUAUGUGUGGAAAUGUAUUAGUAAUCAAUUUUCGAAAAUUAACAUAUCAUUAAACCCCUUUUGUGAAUAUUCCGAAUAAAAUUUUUAUAUUAUCAAAAUCAAAUGGUGUGUAGUUUUAGGGAGCUAUUUUCAUAUUUCUCUGUAUUCUUUUAUUGAUAGUUUUGGUCAAAGCUUUAGUAAACACUGUGUAAGUGCAAUAUACAAAUAUAUUUUAAAUAAGAUUGUUGAAUUAUUGUUGAACAGUAAGAAAUUAAAUAAAUGUAACUCAUAUAUGAUUGAUAGCAACGUUUUUGCAUAGUAUUAUUAUUUUUUUUGUUAAAUCGGCCUGGUCAAGGUGGCUUUUGUUGUCUUUAGUCAAUUAAUUACUAAUUAAUUGUGAGAUAUUACAUUUAUUGCUACUUAAACUCCCUUUUAUAUAAUUAUCCUUCAAUCGUACUUUAUCUAAAAUAUAAAUAAAUAAUUGUGACGGCCCGCUUCGCCUUAAGUGUAAAAUGAUAAGUCCGAUUAGAUCUAUACGUGCCAAAGAUAACUUAUAAUUUAUAUAAUUAUAAUCUAGUUUAAUUAUAUAUUAAUAUCUCAUUAAGUUUAAUUGAUGUAAUGCGUGCUGACUUUGCAAUUACUUCAAGUGUUUAAUAGUUAAAACAACACUUUUUGCAUAUAUCAUAACCGAGUAAUAGUAUGUCAGCACGUAAUGGUAAUAAAAUUAGUAUUCAAAGAUUAGUUAGUGAUUCUCGAAUGUAAUUAUCGAAGCUUGCCCUUCACGCUUGUUCAAUGUAAAUAUAAAUUAAAAACUAAUGCACAUAAGAAACAAUUAAUCAUAUCAAUUCGUUGAUUUACAUAGAUGUAAUUAAAUGUACAAAUUUUUGUUUAUAGAAUGUAUCAAUAGGUUAACUACGAGCCGUAUACGGCGUUGGAUGUAAAUAAAGUGAAAUAAAUUAGUAUAAAAGA
Molecule: messenger RNA, 2609 nt
Organism: Pieris rapae (cabbage white)
Lineage: Eukaryota; Metazoa; Arthropoda; Insecta; Lepidoptera; Pieridae
Product: lachesin
Exons: 11
Coding region: 265-1563 (432 amino acids)
Cellular component (GO): neuron projection
Source: RefSeq, a predicted model, not a curated record